Molecule: messenger RNA, 1254 nt
Organism: Aspergillus niger
Lineage: Eukaryota; Fungi; Ascomycota; Eurotiomycetes; Eurotiales; Aspergillaceae
Exons: 4
Coding region: 1-1254 (417 amino acids)
Source: RefSeq, a predicted model, not a curated record
AUGGUAAACUUCGCCCAAUGCUGCCCUUGGCUCGCAGCAAAAACACUUCCGGCUCAUUCUUCCAUCUGGCGAAGCCGCUUCAGUGAUAUCUACGACGUUACUCGGCAGUAUGCGUCUGAUGAAGUCAAGGUUGAAUAUCAAAUUCGAGCCAUUGUCCUCUCACAAUCCAUCACUUUUCGCUUCGGCCAAAAAGAGGCGCAGACUUUCUGGCUGGAAGUCCUCCGAGAUAUGCUACUUGAAUCAUACUGUCUACUAGAAUCGAACAAGCCAUUGACUUCUAAGAACCACCGAAAGAUUCGAGGCAUACUCUCUAGCUCUGAAUUUCUGAACAGGCCCGUUAGUGGCUACAGUCAGAAGGAUGCAGGCCCGCCUUCCGAUCUAUUCUGCGCAACCCAAUUAUGCCUGACUGGGCUAGCUCUGGACCCUCUUAUGUGUAUUCAGUGUCUAAGGGCGGACUAUGACGUCGGUAUUGUCUAUGAUUACAGGGCUGAGAACAGCAGCAGACCGAUUGUGCAGGGAAACAAGCUCGACCUGGAGAAAUUACUUCACAUACGCAACUUCUGGCUUCGUCAUAUUCUCUGCCCGGCUGAAGGGACCUUUCACUCUUCUUACAUUGACCUGGCUCCAUGCUACAAGCCUAGAUCCUGGGGUGAGCUUGCGCCUUCUGAUGACGAAUUGCCCUGGAUGGGAUAUGCAUCAUGCGUCCAUCCAUAUCCGAGAUCUCGAAAGAUCCUCGAGGAUCGCCAGACAUGCGCGGAUCUGGAUACUAAUUGUGUACAAGUCCGAUUUCAGUCUCUUUUAGUGAAACCCGACUCCAACCCCUUAAACUGGCCACCUAUACUUCAAUCAGUACUACCCACUGAUCCCCCCAACCCCGAACGGUCUUAUUUCCGUGGGAUACGGAGAUCACCUGGUUACGUCGCUCAGACCCUAGGUUUGGUGCGAGGAUUCUGUGAACCAAUCGCCGAUGCUCAAGGGGGCUUUCCUGGCUGGCGUCGCAUUUGCUUUGUGAUAUAUGAGUGGGACCAAGAGCAGCUACCCGUUCCUCCUGCUCAUAAUGGCACAGAGGCCGCUAUGGAUGAGGACCCUUGGCUUUUCGAGACAGGAUGGCCGCCGUCGGACUUUGAGUCUGAUUUUUACUUGGUACAGGUUUACGAGGGCGUUAUCUUACCAGAAGGUAAUAUCAUGAUCGGGAGUUGGAUAGAUCUGCUGGAGACGCUGGACAAGGGUCCGUUUAUUUUCUGGAAACAAUGA